CUCAAAAAAACAUGGAUGAUGAGUAAGUUCUUGCAGCGUUUACCUUUAGCUUUUCAGAGCUUUAAAUACGUUCAGUGAUUAUUGCAUCCUACCAGCAAAGAGAAUACCUCAUGCCAAUACACGUACGGACUCCUUUGGAAACACCAUUGGCGUGGCAUCCUCAUGUUGCUAGUGCCCAUAGUAUUCUUGCCAAUAAUGGUACCAGCAUAUGAACCGCAUAACCGCACCAUUUAUGUCUUCGUGGUAAUGGCGGUCUUCUGGUUGGCCGAGGUAACGCCGCUGCAGGUGACUGGUUUGCUGCCGAUUGCAGUGAUGCCAUUUCUUGGUAUUUUGGAUACGGAUGAUGUGUGCAAGAGUUUCUUAACCACCUCUUUGGCGAUUUUUAUAGGCUCCACUAUAGUCGCUCUUGCUGGAGAAUUUAGCAAUUUGCAUACGCAUUUAGCACUCGGUUUACUCACCACGAUUGGUUGCAGUCCCAGGCGUGUGCUCUUUAGCCUUAUCAUCACUACGGGUUUUUUGUCCAUGUGGAUGCAGAACACCAUUGUUGUAGCGCUAAUGUUGCCCAUAGUGAAGGCGGUGCUCAACGAGUUUGAAGUGGGUGGACUGAAAAUCCGAGAGGAGAAUAAGCCUGAUCAGGAGGAAGAAGACCGAGAGGCCUCCCCUAUUGCUAUUGGCUACUACUUGGGUGUGUGUUAUGCGGCAGCAAUAGGCGGCUGUGGUACACUCAUCGGCUCGGCAACACACUUGGCUGGCAAAGGAAUGUAUCAAAUCUUAUACCCGAACGCCACGGAACAUAUUACUUUCCCCAGAUUCAUGGUCUACAAUCUACCUUGGGUUCUAGUAGCUUUAAUACUCUUGUAUCCAAUUCUUCUAAUUACAAAUCUUGGAUUAUUUAGCCCCAAAAGCGAGACUGGUGUUGCGCUAUUCAAUUUUGGUAUCAACUCUAAAGAUGUGGCAGCCUCAGUGAGGCAGAAAUUUGAGAAUAUUGGAACUAUAAACUUACAAGAAAUUCAAAUUCUUAUCUUAUAUUUGCUUAUGAUAUUCUUGCUUAUAUUUCAAUCGCCAGACAUUAUGCCAGGCUGGGCGGAUCUCAUACAAAAGAAAUAUUAUAUAACAGCGCCAACGGCAAUUAUUCCCUUUGUUGCAAUGCUCUUUUAUAUACCCGCCAAUUAUGUUUGCUGCAAAUUUUGUUGCGGAUAUGGUCCUUUUCCGAAUAAGGCCACCUUACCUUUACUCUCGUGGAAAUAUGUUGAAUCAAAUUUUCCUUGGUACACAAUUUUAGUACUUGGUGGCGGCUAUGCGUUGGCAAAGGCUUUCUUAGAGACUGGUUUAGCGCCGUGGCUUGGGAACAAGAUGACAUUUUUUGAGUCCUUGCCAGUACCAAUCUUACAAUUUCUUGCUAUAAUUUUUGGUGUGCUUAUCUCAACGCUGCGUACAAAUGUGGCAGCUUGUAAUGUUGUCAUACCACUGUUGAGUGAAGUGUCACGUGGCGCCAAAACGCAUCCGUUAAAUUUGAUUCUCCCCGGAACUAUGGGAUGUAGUAUUGCAUUUCUUUUGCCCUUUAGUACGCCGCCAAAUGCUUUCAUAGCGGCGAAUGCGAAGAUCGGCACUAAGAAAAUGGCUAUUGCCGGUAUAAUACCUACAAUUACAGCAAUAUUACUUAUCUACUUAACUGCUCUAACUUGGCACUUCAUUCUGUAUCCAGACACCAAAGAAUAUCCGGAUUGGGCCAAGCUGUAAACUACUGUAAAAAAGUGACAAGCUUUGCGGCAACUGAAUUCCGAAUGUAGAGGUGAUAGUCGGCAUUCGUAAUUUCGUGCAAGUUUUUAUUGUUCUUCGUUUUUUUUUAACUAUUUGUGUUAGUAAAAUAUGUUUAUUUAUAUUUUUAUUCUACCUUUAAUAAAAGGUUGAGUCCAAAAGAUUUUGGCAAGGCAA
Messenger RNA from Rhagoletis pomonella (apple maggot), 1935 nucleotides. RefSeq names its product protein I'm not dead yet-like. The record is from RefSeq and is a predicted model, not a curated record. Gene Ontology annotation, cellular component: membrane. Gene Ontology annotation, molecular function: succinate transmembrane transporter activity; citrate transmembrane transporter activity. Lineage: Eukaryota; Metazoa; Arthropoda; Insecta; Diptera; Tephritidae. The transcript is spliced from 12 exons. Bases 163 to 1740 code for a protein of 525 amino acids. Gene Ontology annotation, biological process: monoatomic anion transmembrane transport; citrate transport.